Messenger RNA from Cercopithifilaria johnstoni, 2442 nucleotides. NCBI's taxonomy places the organism in Eukaryota, Metazoa, Nematoda, Chromadorea, Rhabditida, Onchocercidae. The record is from the annotation of a GenBank genome assembly.
AUGUUGCAUCAGCACCAACCUGCGCAACAAUCGACAAAUCAAUCUGCGCUACAAUCCUCGAAAUCAAUUCGGCGAAAACGCUUACAGCAUUACAUUCGUCAAAUUAAGCGUUUGAUUGCGGAACGAAUACCGCCAGUGGAUCCGGAAAAAAAACUGGGAACCAUCGAUGUACUCGACAAAGCCGUCGAAUUGCUACGAACGACAUCAGUAUAUGGUGAGGUCACUAAUCCUGGCCUUAGUCCACCUCAUUCUUGGCCUGAUUCACCGCUUGAUAGUAUAACACAUAUCAGUGACGAUACCUGGACACCAAAUGUCGAUUUCGUCCGCCGGCAUAUUUUUUCUGCAAAUAUCAGCCUACCGGAUGGUCGAAUUACUGACUUCCAGAAAGUAACUUCGAAGGAAAUCAACAAUGUUGAUGGUUUGCAAUGUGGGGCGUCUUUUCUGGAUUUGGUAGCUUUUUAUGGACGACAAGCAUUGCUUGCUGGCGCAUAUAAUGAUUCGGUCGAGAAGAAAAAAAUUCUUACACGAUUUGUCGGAGGCAAUGGAGCUUUUGAACUGCUGUGCGAAUACAAGCGUUCCGGUCGUGGAAGCACUGUAUCGACACAUAUUCAUGCAUUGGAACUGGAAAGUGCAUUUGGUCCAUCGAAAACGUUGAGUACAUUUGUAUUCUCAACUCGUCAUACCAGUUCGUGCUCACUUACUUAUCUUGAUUCAUCAGCAGCUAAUUACAUUGGUUAUUUGCCGGGUGAAGUAAUAAAUCAGUCACUAUUAUAUCUUUUGCAUCCGUAUGACAUGGCGCAAAUCAAGCAGAUACAUGCGACUUUGAGCGUUCAACGAAACGAAAUAAUACGACAACGUCGUUUGAGAUGGAUUGCGUUUAAUGGUAGCAUAAUUCAUACGAAUUCGGAAUGGUUUGCAUUUUGGAAUCCGUGGACUCAUAAAGUGGAUAAUGUAAUUGGACGACACACGCUAAAUGAGCAACCGAUAGGAAAUGCGGAUGUGUUCGCUGAACCAUGUGCGCCACGUAUUAUUACUCCAUUGGAUGAGUUAACAGUGCGCAAUAUUGAAUUCGAAAUUACUGCUAUAUUGAAUAAGGAACCAAGAGUACUGAUAAGGGAUGGAAGGUAUAAAGCAGCACCAAUUGCGCAUCAAAAGAACUUAAAUUCAAUUGAGCCGAAGUCGUCUGGUACACAUCUUGGCACUUACAUUGAUAAUCUUAUCGAAACAUUCGUAAUAAAUGCUGGAAGUUCCGGAAAUAAGUAUUUGGCAUCCACUGUUGAUAGUUGUCGAUCUCCAAUUAUUCCAACUGAUCUUUCCUCAACAAACUGCUGUAACGCCAUACCUUUGACAUAUAAUCAGAUUAAUUGUCUAGAAAAUGUGCAUCGGCUAUUGAAAAGUCAACAACAAACAGGAGAUGUAGCUGCAGCGUCGAUAACCAUUGAGCCAACACAGGAAAAAGUUUUAUCACCGAAAUUACCAAUAUCAGAAGAUUCAAAAAGUCCACUUCCCGUACGAGAACAGGAAGAUGAUAAUCGAGUUCCUACGGAUACAGCAGCAUCAGCUAUGCCCCUUACGAGGGAACUUUUGCAACAACAUACCCGAAAAUGGGAACAGGAGUAUCGCGAUACAUGGAAACAACGACUCGGUCUGAAAAGAUCCAAUCAGCAAACGGAAUUUGUUGUGCCCGUAUCUUCGAAAAUUUUCCGCGAAAGCAGUCACAGAUCAGCAAUAACACAGAGUAUAUCGACUACGUUACCUUCACCGAGAUCCGAUUGUUGGCCACCAAUGAACAAAGAUGAUUAUUAUAGAAGUCUUGGACCAAAUCCUCCUCCACCACCAGGCAAAAAUUUUCAAAUUACAUCGAUACCAUUACCACCUCCGUUACCGACUGAAGAACAUCGGUCUGCAUUUGUUCCGCUCCCCAAUACUGCGGCGUCUCAAUUUUCUAACACUUCAAAAUUACCUCGCGAUAUAUCACAACCUAUUAACUUAUCAUUGUCUGGAAAUAUACAACAAACGCAUUCAGCAGUAGGAAUAACAACGGUAACAUCCGGUACUAUCGAACGACAUUUUUCCACACAGCAACAGCCGCAGCAGCAAUACCGUUCCGUUAUAAAAACUGCGCUAACAUCCGCACCACAACAGCAACGACAGUAUCUUGAAUCCAAUAGGAUAGUAUUGUCAUCAUCAACAGGGUCAGCACAACGUUAUUUGUCGACUGGAAAUUUAAUGGAUUCAAGUCUGGAAUGGUAUCCAGCUACAGAGUACAGUAAUGGUGCGAUUGAAGAAGCCGGAGAAACUUGUGCAGCAAGACUAAUAAAUAUGGCGCAACGGGCGCAGCAACAAUUAGAGCAGAAGCGAUUUCAUUCCCCGCUUGCUACUUCACCGGUUAAGGAGGCUACCGAUGCAUUAAUGUUACUACAAGAAACAACUUCAUUUUAA